CGAACCCUGGUACCAGCGUCACUUCCUAGCCUGCGAAAAAAAGGUCAACAGUUGCUUUUCAAAAGCAAAACAACAGGAAAAGUGGGCAAGCCAAGAUGGACGCUUUAUCCAUGGUUUUAGAUAUGAAGCAUGAAGAGGACGACGAAGUUUUUGAUGUGCCACUGACAGCAAGCGAGUUUGAAGCGAAAAAACAAGAGCUACAAGCCGAGUUGGGGGCUAUACGAGAUGGAACCUGUAAAACGCUGUUGGAUUUGUUUCAAGAAUUACAAGAAAAAAAAGAAGAAGAAUUGGAUAUUGAAGAACAAUGGAGACGGCAUUUGAUGGAACGCGCUAAAGAAGAAUAUGAAGCAGAACUAAAGGAUGCCAAAGAAGAAUAUGACCAACGCUGCAACUCCCUUCAAACCAUGGUUUUAUCACACUUGGCCGAAAAAAAACGACACAUAUUGGAAGCCAAGGAUAUGUUUGAUAUUGCCAAUGAGUCUUCUUCCCUUCUUUUCCACGAUGCAUCUUCCCAAUUUAUCGACCGUCGAAAGUUAAGGCAUCGUCGAAACGCUUCUUCUAAUAAUUCUACAUCUAAUCAAUUGCCUACUCUCAAUUUCUUUGAUGAUUAUUUACUUUUCCCCACUGAAGAGACCUCCGCUAUACCAGAGUCCAUAAAAAAAACUGUUCGAAAUUCUGUCAACUCUGCAAAACCGUCCAACGUGGAGUUAUCACUUUUUUCUCCUCUUUUAACAAUGGCAAACGUGAACCUCUCUUCCAACCGUGACCGAGACUUUCGAGCCAUGGAGCGAGCCGAACGUGAUCGUGAGAAAGCCAUUGACAAGAGCUUAGUCGGUGCUACUGAAGAAGACAUCAAAUCCGAUAUGCAGCUUCUUAAAAAAGAGAUUUUAAAAAAAAGGUGAUUGCUUCCUCUUUUGUUUCCCCCUUUUUUAGUUUAUUUUACAGUCCAGCUGUAUGUCGAAUAAGUUUUCGAUGGAUCGUACCCUCCCUCUUAAAACGAAUCCCGUCAAGCUACUCAUUUGUUUGUUUCUUUAAAAGUGUGAAUCUUAUUUAUUCCUUUUUCAUACGAUACUCAAUUCCCUUCCUACUAUUUGUGAAAUUUUCUUCCUGUUUUUUCUUUCUAUUAUUGCCAAUUUCAAGCAUUUACCGUUUUGCGUUCUGUCGCGUUAUUCUUUCUUGUUUUUGGCUUAGAUCCCCCCACAGAGCUCUUUAUCAUGUUCCACCACUUUUCCUACUAUCGUGCUUUGUUGAUGCCAGAGCCUAACAGUGAACAAGAAGAAUUCCCUUGGAA
This is a messenger RNA of Schizosaccharomyces octosporus yFS286, 1291 nucleotides long. Its product is annotated as Clr6 histone deacetylase complex subunit Sds3. Gene Ontology annotation, biological process: negative regulation of transcription by RNA polymerase II. The record is from RefSeq and is a predicted model, not a curated record. The transcript has a single exon. Gene Ontology annotation, molecular function: histone deacetylase binding. The coding region runs from base 96 to 902 and encodes 268 amino acids. Gene Ontology annotation, cellular component: Sin3-type complex. NCBI's taxonomy places the organism in Eukaryota, Fungi, Ascomycota, Schizosaccharomycetes, Schizosaccharomycetales, Schizosaccharomycetaceae.